AUGCCCUCCCACCCCCCCAACUCAACGCCUGCAUUUGGGAGAUUCUGCGCAAUUUACCCUCCUGUGGCCGAGACGCCGUCGCGGAUCUCGGCCGGCGACGACGUCGGCAGCAGGUUCGUGCCCCGCCGAGACGGAGCUCAGUAUCUUCCCAGUGGGCGACGCACCACACGGUGCGCGCAACUCUGUCGAACCCUGAAAACGUUUACGUCACAGCGUUGGCUUCCGGACUUGCACCCGCUGUACGAAGAAAAAGAAAUGUACGCUGGCAACGUUAGGAGCGCCUGCAGGUCGUUCUCGGCGGGGCCCAGGGAUUGUAUCGGCAAGACGCUCGAGUACGUCAAGAUGCGGCUCAUUGCGGCUAGGAAGAUUUGCAACUCUGACGUGCAGUUGCUGCCUGGGUAG
Molecule: messenger RNA, 402 nt
Organism: Pyricularia grisea
Lineage: Eukaryota; Fungi; Ascomycota; Sordariomycetes; Magnaporthales; Pyriculariaceae
Exons: 1
Coding region: 1-402 (133 amino acids)
Molecular function (GO): monooxygenase activity; oxidoreductase activity, acting on paired donors, with incorporation or reduction of molecular oxygen; heme binding
Source: RefSeq, a predicted model, not a curated record